AUGGACUCGGAUAUCUCUGAGAACGACGAUCUUGGCUUUGCCUUCAAUGAUUCUAGUUUCUCUGAUAGAAUCAUUCACCUCGAAAUUAUAAAGGAUCUUAUUAAACUUUUCCCUAAUGCCGAGAGCUGCUCCACAAGUGCAGAUCAAACUAGUCUCGCCAAAAGGAGAAGGGAGGACAUUCAGAAAGACAAUGACUUACUGUCAGACCAGCCUGAUCAGCCUGAUGGAGACGAUUCUGCGGCGCGUAAGCCUCAGGAUGCGGAGGCAGAUGCUAUGGUUAAAGCGUCAACGACUGAUGAUGAAGCUGCCAAUCCCACAAAUGUUGCAGAUUCUCACAUUGACUGCUCUGCAGUACUUAAAGUGAGAACACUGCAUAUUAGCUCCGCCAUCCUGGCUGAGAAGAGUAUGUUCUUCUACAAGCUCUUCACUAAUGGGAUGAGGGAGUCGCAGCAGACACACGUCACCCUGAGAAUCACUGCAUCUGAGGAAGCUCCAUUCAUGGAGCUUUUGAACUUUAUGUACAGCAGUUCUCUAAAUGCGACCUCACCGCCUAGUUUGCUGGACAUCUUUAUAGCGGCGGACAAGUUUGAGGUGCCGUCCUGCAUGAAUUACUGCAGCCGGGUAUUGCUGAACAUACCCAUGACAGUGCAGUCUGCGUUGCUCUACCUAGAGCUUCCUUUAUGUGUGAGAAUGGCUAAUGCUGUUAGGCCAUUGGUUUUAGCAGCAAAACAGUAUCUCGCUGUUCAUUACAAGGACAUCACAAAGCAUCUAGAGGAGCUGAUGGAAUUGCCACUUGCUGGAAUCGUUGCAUUAUUAUCCAGCGAUGAGUUGCAUGUCCCAUCUGAGGAUACAGUGUACGACUUCGUGCUGAUGUGGGCUCGAACCCGGUACCCUAGUCUGGAGGAGAGGAGACGUAUCCUCAGAACAAAUCUUAUCCACUUCAUCCGCUUCCCAUUCAUGACCUGCCGCAAGCUGAAGACGGUCCAAACUUGCAACGACUUCGACCACGAAAUCUCUUCUAUGCUAGUAGCUGAUGCCUUGUAUUUCAAGGCUGAGGCACCACACCGGCAAAGGAUGCUAGCUGCGGAAUCAGCUUCCACUAGUCGCGUCUUCAUUGAGCGGUCAUACAAGUACCUCCCUGUAAAGGUUGUGGAAUUCGAACGUCCACAUCAACAGUGUGUGGUCUACUUAGACCUGAAACGGGAGGAGUGUGCCAACUUGUUCCCCUCUGGCCACGUCUGUUCACAGCCCUUCUAUUUAGGUGGUCGGAGAAUUUUCUUAUCAGCGCAAUGCAAUAUGGACCAGCAUAGCUUCUACCAUUGCUUUGGCUUGUUCUUUGGCAUGCAGGAGAAGGACUCUGCCAACAUCAGUGUCGACUAUGAAUUUUCUGUUCGGUCGAGGCCAACCUUAGAAUACAUCAGGAAGUAUAAAGGCAACUUUAUAUUUACUGGGCAAAGUGCAGUCGGUUCCAGAAACUUUUUUGCUACACCAUGGACAUCGUUCAUGGCGGAGGACAGCCUCUUCUUUAUUGACGGCGUUCUCUAUCUUAGAGCAGAGCUAACAAUCAAAAACCAGCAGGAUCUCAAUAGUCCUGUAGUUUGGCAGCUCUGA
Lathyrus sativus (Indian pea) is the source of this 1611-nucleotide messenger RNA. The record is from the annotation of a GenBank genome assembly. NCBI's taxonomy places the organism in Eukaryota, Viridiplantae, Streptophyta, Magnoliopsida, Fabales, Fabaceae.